This is a messenger RNA of Vitis riparia (riverbank grape), 1985 nucleotides long. RefSeq names its product protein MULTIPOLAR SPINDLE 1. The coding region runs from base 81 to 1178 and encodes 365 amino acids. Lineage: Eukaryota; Viridiplantae; Streptophyta; Magnoliopsida; Vitales; Vitaceae. The record is from RefSeq and is a predicted model, not a curated record. Gene Ontology annotation, biological process: meiotic spindle organization; meiotic DNA double-strand break formation. The transcript has 10 exons.
UGUGUUUGAGAGUUCAAGAAAUGAUGCAAAGGUGAGGUUGGCGGCACUAGAGCUCCGAAGGCCACAGUCACCGACGCAAAAUGUCGACGUCAAACACCGACUCUCAUCAAUCCUUGAAAUUGGCCGUUGCCAUGGCUCUCCUCCGUUCUAAGCUCCUCCACAACACCAACCCUCCUCCUCCACAUUCCGACGCUCUUCGUUGGAAGCGAAAGGCCAAGGAGCGAAAACAAGAGCUUCUGAGGCUCAAGGAAGAUCUCAGGGAAGCCGAAGAUGGUUUACGACAUGAUCUCUUCCCGCCAAGCGCUUCUUGCAAGUGCCAUUUCUUCGAUGAUUUGGGGAAAUUGAGCCCCAAUCAGUUCGAACGUGGCUCUAAUCGCAACUUCAAUGAUGUUCUUCGCCGGAGAUUUCUCAGACAAGUGCGGUUGAAGGAACGAAGGAGAAAAAGAACGGAUGAUUCAAUCAAACAUAACCAUUAUUCAGAUAUAGUCUGCGAGGAUGAAACAGAACAACUUAGGGCCUCAAUUGAUUUUCUGGUGGAGCUUUGCGACACUGCUUCUCCUGUGGAGAACAGUAACUUCACAAACUGGUCACACCAAGCUGUAGACUUUAUUUUAGCUUCAUUGAAGAAUCUGCUAUCAGUGAGAAAGAAUGUGGAAUACAUUGAAGGAAUUAUUAACAGCUUAAUUAUGCAUUUGGUCAGAAGGUUGUGUACGCCCUUAAAAGGAGAUGAGUUACAUCAUUUGGAUGCUGAUCACCAGUUCUAUGUCCAGCACUUGAUCCGCAAGCUUGGAAGUGAUCCCUUUGUUGGACACCGGGCAAUACUCUCAGUUUCUCAAAGAAUUUCUUUGAUAGCUGAAAGUUUGCUUUUCUUGGAUCCUUUUGAUGAUGCUUUUCCUAAUUUGCAUGGUUGUAUGUUUGUGCUGAUCCAGCUUAUUGAAUUUCUGAUAUCAGACUACUUAUUGGUUUGGUCAAGAGAUGAAGGUUUUGACAACAUGCUGUUUGUCGAGUGGGUGACAUCAAUUCUUCAUGCACGGAAAGCAUUAAAACUCUUGGAAAGCAGGAAUGGGCUUUAUGUUCUAUACAUGGAUAGGGUGACUGGGGAAUUGGCUAAACAUGUGGGUCAGGUUUCACUACUCCAGGAGCUCAACCCUGAUAUUAUUAAUAUCCUGUUCCAUUGACAAAAUUCUUUUGCAUAUUUUUCAGCACUGUAAACCACAUGCCUGAAACUUUUCCUGUAAAUCUAUUUUUAGUUUAAAAAAUAGAGACGGUUCUGCGCACUUGAACAUUAGGAUCAUGUUCCUUCAACAAAAUUCAGAACCAGAGGACCUCACUCUCUCUUAUCAUCAGUUUUCUCAGUAGAAAAUAUAAUGAUAUUUUGUGGUUCUUUCGUUUAAUCUUGCCCAUGUCGUCUUAUCUCAGUAAUUAUUGCCACUGCCUAUUCUAGUGGAUGAUGGGAUCACGAGGCCUAAGCUGGAUAGGUGGUUAAAGUAUCUGCUUGGCAUUUUGAGGUCAGGACAGAGGUCCUGGCAUAGAAACGGAUUUGUUUUCGUUGGGGUUCUGUCAUCGACUCAUUCCCGGGUAGCUGUCUCCUUUACACCCAGUAGCUUUCUUGCUCACCCAUUGCAACAGGGAAACAACUGGCUGAUAAAACCCAGUUCCUUUUGCACCUGGAAGGUUGGACUAGGACAAAUUCCAAGAGUUGGUUCCAGAUCAUUUUCUUAAUGUAUUUUGCUAAAUGCUCUAGCUUAGGAUAUGGUCAGUUUAUAUCUGCUCAUACAAAUUCUUAUUGUUGUCAUCAAAAAUGGAAAAUCAGUAGGUAAAGUCCAAGCAUCGAGUUUAUCUGGCAUUGAACACUCUGGUUCUUGAUCUCCAGAUCUUUAUGCCUGCGUAUGCCCUCCUCCGUUGCUGCCAAUUUUGUAUUAAUCCAGGUUUGAAUCUGUAAAAUUGAUGGUUGUGAGAGAAAGUGAUUUUUCCUUUUUGUUUUC